AUGCAGAACGAUACGCUCGUCCGAGUUCCGCCGACAGCAUGGGAACAGCUGAGGGAUCUGUUUACGUACGACUGGCCUCGGCACGAGAUAGCGUAUAACAAUUUGCAAAACUACAUACGGUGGGUGGAGCGUGAUCCACAGAUUAUUGCCACCCUGGUAGUGUACAGUUUAAAUGGCACCUGGCGAGAAAAUGGAACCUACCUUAUCAUUGAUCAUACGAACCUGUUCAUGUACACCCUGGACGCAUCGGAACAGACGCUCAAACGAAUGCUGCUGCUACUCGACUGGCAUCACAGUUAUCUCAUGAACAUGUGCCUCUACCGUGAUACGGUAUUGGAAGUGUACCGGUUGAAUCAGCUGGAUGUCGAAUUCGACAGUUCCGAUGUCAUCUAUCACGCUUCGCAAUCGUUUGCGCUUAAUUUUCACUUCGACCUACCGUUGGGAAUGUCGUUGAAACGUGUAGCACCACAAUUUUCGCUGUUCAUUUACAAUCAGUGGUUGAAUAAGGCUGGAGGUACGGAGUACUUUAUCGAACGGAUGCUCCGGCUCAACGAUUCGAUGGGUCUGUUCUUGGACGGUGUGUGCGAACCGUUGGCAUGGUGUCUAAGGACACCGAAUGGAGCCGUCGGUUUGCUCGGAGUCGUCGCACAACGGAAGGGUUACGGUUCGGUGGUGAUCAAAGCGAUGGCACGGCAUCUGGCACAGCAAGGACAUAGCACUUACGCUAGUGUUAGAAAAACCAACGAGCCUACGAGGAGGUUGUUUGAAAAGUUAGGCUUCCGUGUGAUUAGUGAAUCUUGUUGGCUGAAAAAUAUGCGAAUCCGAUGCGAUGGUGUGGAAUUGCGGAAAGCAAUAAAAUCUUGA
This is a messenger RNA of Anopheles coustani, 864 nucleotides long. RefSeq lists its product as uncharacterized. NCBI's taxonomy places the organism in Eukaryota, Metazoa, Arthropoda, Insecta, Diptera, Culicidae. Gene Ontology annotation, molecular function: acyltransferase activity, transferring groups other than amino-acyl groups. The transcript is spliced from 2 exons. The coding region runs from base 1 to 864 and encodes 287 amino acids. The record is from RefSeq and is a predicted model, not a curated record.